Messenger RNA from Petromyzon marinus (sea lamprey), 4144 nucleotides. Lineage: Eukaryota; Metazoa; Chordata; Hyperoartia; Petromyzontiformes; Petromyzontidae. The record is from RefSeq and is a predicted model, not a curated record.
GACCACGGAGGGGGGAGGUGCGUGCGUGGUGACGUCACGGGGCGCGGCUGUCCGUUCUGCCUCCCGGUUCAAACGGGGUUGGCGUCCCGUGUCUCUGUUCCACUCGAGCCGCGGGGUACCCCCCCGGUGUCUCCCCGCGCUUCUCUGUCUCCACGGACUCUCGAAGCGGGGUCGCGACCCCCCCUCCGCGGCUUAGGACGAGCGGCCCUGCUGAAGCCGAACCGCAAGGCUCCGGACUCUCCCCGCCGAUCUCGGCUAGCGCGCCCCGCCGGGGAGGGCGUGUCUUGCUCGGCCGAGCUCUGUAGGCCUCAGGGGCCACCCCCACACCCCCCCCCGGGGGUUUUCACAACCAUGGCCUUCCUCAACUUUCGCAAGUUCUUCAAGCUGGGCCCCGACAAGAAGAAGCCCAAACAGUACGAGCACGUGAAGCGGGACCUGAACCCCGAGGACAGCUGGCUCAUCGUGGGCGAGCUGGGGGACGGAGCCUUCGGCAAAGUCUUCAAGGCUCAGCACCGCGAGACUGGGCUGCUCGCCGCCGCCAAGGUGAUCGACACGAAGAGCGAGGAGGAGCUGGAGGACUAUAUGGUGGAGAUCGAGAUCCUCGCGUCCUGUCACCAUCGCAACAUCGUCGAGCUUAUGGAUGCUUUCUACUACGACUACAAGCUCUGGAUCCUCAUCGAGUUCUGCCCUGGGGGUGCUCUGGACGCCAUCAUGCUGGAACUGGACCGGCCCCUGCUGGAGCCACAAAUCCGCGUCGUGUGCCGCUACACGCUCGAGGCGCUGUGCUACCUCCACGACAACAAAAUCAUCCACCGUGACCUCAAGGCCGGCAACAUUCUCCUGUCGCUCGACGGCGAGGUCAAGCUCGCUGACUUUGGAGUUUCCGCAAAAAACACCAAGACCCUGCAGAGGAGAGACUCGUUCAUCGGCACCCCGUACUGGAUGGCGCCGGAGGUGGUGAUGUGCGAGACGUUCAAGGACUCGCCGUACGACUACAAGGCGGACGUGUGGUCGCUGGGCAUCACGCUCAUCGAGAUGGCGCAGGUGGAGCCGCCCAACCACGAGCUCAACCCCAUGCGCGUGCUGCUCAAGAUCGCCAAGGGCGAGCCGCCUACCCUGCUCGCCCCGUCGCGCUGGUCCCCGCAGUUCAGCGACUUCCUGCAUAAGGCACUGGACAAGAACCCUGAGACGCGCUGGUCUGCCCCACAGCUGCUACAGCACGCCUUCGUGAGUGACGCGGCCGCGGUGAAGCCGCUGCGUGAGCUCAUCGCCGAGGCCAAGGCGGAGGUGAUGGAGGAGGAGGUGAUGGAUGAGCGCUCCGAGGAGGACGACGAGGAGAGCGAGGGCACGCCCUCGAUACCUGGACACAAGCGCGCAGCCUCUGACAUCAGCGUGUCCAGCCUGGAGGACGAGAAGCCACUCCCGACGCCCGCCGUGACCCCCGCCGUGACCCCCGCCGUGACCCCCGCCGUGACCCCCGCCGUGACCCCCGCCGUGACCCCCGCCGUGACCCCCGCCGUUACCCCCGCCGUGACCCCCGCCGUGACCCCCGCCGUGACCCCGGCCGCCACCCCUGUAGUCGUGCCCGAACACAUAGCGGAACCGGCUGAGACUCGUGAAAUCGUUGCCAAGAUGCCCUCCGACAACAGCAAACCAGAGGACGGCGUUGCCACGGUGACCGGGUUGGCCAGCAUCGUCGCUGCAGAAACGGAGGAGCGGUCCGGCGAGGGCGGCGACGAAGUGGCGGUGGCAGCGGAGUCUGGCGAGGAGGUGGCGCUGAAGGGAGCAAUGCCCUCGUCGCAGUCCGUCGAGGUGACGAUCGCGAUGCUGAACGAGGUGAUCGACUCGAUCGAGUUUGAGGAGGCAGAGGAGGAGAGCGACGAGGAGACGGACCCCGCAUCCCGGGACAAGAUGGCAUCGGCCGCAGGUGGCUCUUCGGACGGCGUCGCAGCCGCGGAAGCCGCGGUGGCCGCCGCCGCCGUAACCGAACCGAGCGCCGAUGGCGCGGUGAGCGUGGGCGGCGAGGAGGAGGCGGUGCCGGCGGGGGCGGCGGUGGCGGGAGUCGCGCUCCCGCCUCUGCCCCGGACGCCGUCCGUGCAGGAAGUUCCAGAGCCGCCCCCGGAAUUCCGGGACGUGCCGCCGAGCGGGGAGGAGGGCGGCCGCGACACCCCCCCGCCGCCACUCGAGUUCAGAGACGACAGCACGGAGGAGGCGUCGGCGGUUACCGGAGAGACGGGCCAGGCCGAGACGGAGGCCCCGGCGGCGCCGGCGGCGCCGGCGCCGCCGGCGGGCACCGAGGCCGAGGAGGAGCGGGAGAAACCGGGGACGGGGGUGGAAGAACCGCACGAGCUAGCGGAGCCAGUCCCCGCCUCCCGCAAGGAGGAACGGAGGAGCGACGAGGAGGAGGAGGAGUCGGCGGGGGGGAGGGGAACCCCGGAUCCGGCGGCGCCGGAGCCCGUGCGGAACGGGCGCGCGGGCGACACGGACAGCUCGGGCGCCUCCAUGUCGGAUACGGGCAGCGUGGACAUCAGCCUGUCCAUGUACAGCGCGUUGGCACGCAGCAAGGAGGCGGGCGGCGGGGGGUCCCUCUCGUUGCAGGAUAUGCGUCGGGAAAAGAAGACUCUGAAGCGUACGCGGCGCUUCAUGGUGGACGGCGUGGAGGUGAGCGUCACCACGAGCAAGAUCAUCAACGACGACCACCGCAAGGACGAGGAGAUGCGCUUCCUCCGGCGGCAGGAGCUGCGCGAGCUGCGGCUGCUGCAGAAGGAGGAGCAGAGGGCGCAGCAGGAGCUCAACAGCAAACUGACGCAGCAGAGCGAGCUGAUGCUGCGUCGCUCCGAGCAGGAGGCCAACUCGCGCAAGAAGCAGUACGAGACGGAGAUCGAGACGCUGGAGCGGCAGCAGAAGCAGUCGAUCGAGCGGCUGGAGGCGGACCACACGGCGCGGCUGCGCGACGAGGCGCGGCGAAUCAAGGGCGAGCAGGAGCGCGAGCUGGCCAAAUACCACGACGUGCUCAAGCACCGCCGCAAGGAGGUGUUGAGUGAAGUGGACAAACUCCCCAAAGAGCAGAGGAAAGACCACGCAAAACGCACCCGGGAGGAUCUCGCGCUCAGGCAAAAGUCCGAGCUGUCUCUGGCUCCACAGGGUCUGGCACAGAUCCCUGUGCACAGCUUUCAGCUCUCCUCCCUCUCCCUGUGCAACGCCAAACUGCCCAGCGAGACGGAGUUCAUCACGAAGCAGCAGCAGGAUCUGGACACAGCGCUCAAGAAGAUCAUCAUGGAGCACAAGGUGGAGGUGGCGGAGACGGAGAAGACCUGCCUGCACAACAAGCAGCAGCUGCUGCGAGCGAGGGAGGCCGGCAUGUGGGAGCUGGAGGAGCGGCAGAUGCAGGAGCGCCACCAGCUCAUGAAGCAGCAGCUCAAGGAGCAGUUCUUCCUGCAGCGGCACCAGCUGCUCAAACGCCACGACAAGGAACAGGAGCAGAUGACACGCUACAACCAGCGCCUGCUGGAGGAGAUGAAGGCGCGCCAGGCGCAGGAGCGCGUGCGCCUGCCCAAGAACCAGCGCAGCGAGGCCAAGACGCGCAUGGCCAUGUUCAAGCAGAGCCUGCAGAUCAACCCAUCCAGCAGCGGAGAAGGCAAUCGCGACCGCAUCAAACAGUUUGCACAGCAGGAGGACAAGCGGCAGAAGGCGGAGCGGCAGCAGCAGCAACAGAAGCACGACAACCAGAUGCGCGACCUCGGCAUGCAGUGCGAGGCUAACAUGCGCGAGCUGCAGCAGAUGCAGAAUGAGAAGUGCCACCUGCUGGUGGAGCGGGAGACGCAGAAGCUCAAGGAGCUGGACGAGCAGCACGGCGGGGAGAUGCGCGAGUGGAGGGACAAGCUGAAGCCUCGCAAGCAGGUGCUGGAGGAGGAGUUUGCGCGCCGGCGCCAGGAGCAGGAGAUGUUCUUCAAGAUGAGCAGCGACUCGGAGUGCGUCAACCCCGGCACCACCAAUCGCGUGUCGCGCUUCUACCCGGUGCCCAGUAUGGGCGCCAGCGGCGUGUGAAGGGAGCGACGCGAUUGCUCUCUCUCUCUCGCUCUCUCUCGCUCUCUCUCGCUCUCUCUCUCUCGCUCUCUCUUGCUCUCUCGCUCUCGCUCUCUCU